CAAUAUUGUAUAAAACGUCAACAAAGUUUUGAGGUUAGGCGUCGCAUCAUUUUGGUUUUCAUUGUUUUUUUUAGUAGAUUAUGUAGUGUUAGCGAUAUAAAAUGAGUUCACCGACCAAAGAAACCGAGGAGCCGUCUUCGAGCCAAGCGGCGCCUGAAAAUGCUGCGGAUGACAUUGGCGACGCGGACGCUGCGGAGCAAAGGCCGCCUGCCAAGCGGCCAAUAACUAAUACUGUUAUCGAGAUAUCCGAUACAGACAGCGACGACUCGGACGUGUGUGCCGUCAACUCGUACCAGGCCUCCGCGGACGAGGUGAAGAGGAUCCGAAGAGAGUAUUCCUCUACAUCAUCAUCAUCAGACUACAGUUCAGACUCAGAGUCUCCCUGGGAGGAUGACUCCGUAGUGAUAGAAGACAAAGUAACAGGGAAGGCAGUGAGGGCACAGCUUAACCCCAGAGCAAAUAGGAUGGAUGAUCCAAAGUUAAAUAAUAAUUUGAAGUCACAAGAAGUAAUAGAAAGAGUAAAAGGUUACUGGGAAGAAGAGAAAGACCACAUAUGUGAUGAAGUCACGCUCACGUGUCAGCCUUUCCGUCUGUGUCGACUGCACGACUUGCUGGAGAAUUCAGAAAUCAUCAACAACAUAGUGGAUGACAUGAACACUUUAGACUGGUCGCGGAAGAAAAUGGAUCUGUAUGAGUUCCAUCAGACAACGGAUUUAGCUAAUUUGACAUGGCAGCGUAGUAUUAGGGGAAUAUAUGAAUUAUUGAAGACUGAAGUUAUGAGUUUGGUGUCACAAGUGACGGGGCUGGAGCUGACGUCGGUGUCGGCGUCGUGUUCGCUGUACGGGCCGGGAGACCACCUGCUGGUGCACGACGACCGCCUCGGCGACCGCCGCGUCGCCUUCAUCCUGUACCUGGCGCCGUGGACGCCGCGCGCGCCGGCGCCGCCGCCGCUGUUGCACAACGGCGCCGGGGACGUGCCACAUAAGGACGAAGACGAGGUCCGGGAGACGACAGGUAGCGGGUGGUCGCCCAACAUGGGCGGCGCGCUGGAGCUGUUCGAGUGCGACGCGGAGGGCUGCCCCACGCAAGUGACGCUGCGGGCCUACCCCGCCAACAACACGUUGGCGUUCUUCACCGUCGGACCCACCUCUUUCCAUCAGGUGGGCGAAGUCCUAAGUUUAGAGCUGCCGCGGCUGUCCAUCAACGGCUGGUUCCACGGGCCCGCGCCGCAGCCCGCGUCGCACGAGGCCGCCCCGCCGACGUCUCUGCAGCCGCACAAUCAAGUGGUGUUACUGAACCAGUGGGUGGAAGCGACGUACCUGAGCCCUCGGGUGCGCGCGCAGGUGCAGGCGCAAAUGGAGCGCGCGAGCGAGGUGUGUCUGCGGGACGUGUUGCUGCCCGCGCGCACCGCGCAGCUGCUGCAGGCCUUGGAGGAACCUGAAGUGAUAUGGGAGCGCUGCGGGCCCGCGCAACAACGGCGCUACGAGCGCGUAUCGCCGGCAUGGAUCUCGGAGGGGAGCGAGGUGGAGGGCGCGGUGGCGGGCGAGGCGAGUGACGACGAGCAGCCGGUGCGCGGGCUGGUGCGCGUGUUCAGCAGCACGGCCUUCCUGCGGCUGCUGGCGGACUGCACCGACCUGCCGCUGGCGGCGUACCGGCGCCUCGAGGUGCAGCGGUGGCACGCCGGGGACUUCACCCUGCUACCCCCGCGGGAGCACUACCAGCAGCCGCGGCUGGAAGCCGUGCUGUACCUCGGCGUGCCGGAGCACCCCAUCUGCGGGGGGCAGACCAUGUACGUGGCGCCCGAGGAGGGCGAGGGCGCGGGCGACGCGGAGGGCGCGCUGGUCACGCUGCCGCCCGCGCACAACGCGCUCAACCUCGUGUACUGCGACGCGGGCGCCGCCGCCUUCACCAAGUACCUCAGCAAGAUGACCAUGACGCCGCGGGAGCACUUCUACAUCGUCACCUGCACCUACACCGAGUGAACGCUGACACUCACUGUGAAUGUGACCAAACACUACAGCCCCGCAGUGGCCUUCCCCACUUUGUAAAAACAAUUGCGCUUAUGUUCCUGACGGCGAUGACAGAUAGAUUAUUUGACGACGGAACUCCUCAACGGUCAAUGUCCGCCACGAAAUUUUGUACACGCGUUCAAUGCAGUUAGCUAAACAUGAUUCCUUUAGUCAGGAUGGUUUUCUCAUCAGGGAACACACUGACAAAUACAUUUACCUCCUGAUGAUGCGUUGGUUUGGAGUUUAUACAAAACUAUGGAUUACUUUAAAUUUUUUCUUAUUAAAGCAUUUUAAUAAGAGCUUCCCGGGAUCAAACCUUCGACCUCUCGAAUGGAAGUCCGAAGUGUUAACCACUAGGUUAUCCCUACCCUGCACCCAUGGAGUCAUGCAAGUACCCAUUUUUCAACUUUACCCUAUGGUAAUAACUUUGCCUUUCAUAGUUUGUAUUUGUAAAUGUAAUUAAAUAAUAAAGUUAAGUGAUUGUUUCGCAAAAGACGAUUAAACCCGGAUUACGAGUAACUAUGAGAAUUGAAGGAGUUUAAGGAGAACUGUACAUAGUUAUUAUUAACUGUAUGUUGAUUUCAUACAUCUCCAAGAUAUUGUUUUAUUUUUAAGAAAUGGAUUAGUUAAAUUUUAUUACAGUAAGUGAUAAAGCUGGCAAAACUGUCGAUGAUAUAUUAUUCGCUUAGAAGUUUCCAAUUAAGUAACAGAGAUAAUUUACAAUUUAAAAAAAUUAUGAUUUUACCAAAUUUUUGUAAGAGUGAAAGUGAUUGCGGUGUUUGAAGAUAUUUCUAGUAUUAGUGAAUGAUUUAACGUGAUUUUGUUUUAAUUAAUUAAUUGAAAAUUUCUAAGUGAUCAGACAAUAACGCGUACGAAUUAAAUGGAAAUGGGCCAAAUCACAAACAAAAAAAAAAAAAAUCCGGCGCAAAUAAAUUGUCUCGUCAUUUAGAGCAAAAAUAAUAAUAGCGAUACGCGAAUGGUUUUAUUGACCCUUGGAAAACUAUUUUUGAUGGUUAUUUUGAAUCCACCAUCUCGGAAAACCGGAAAGUGCAGAUUUUUCUUGACAGACAGACAACGAAGUGAUCCUAUAAGGGUUCCUUUUUGCCUUUUGAGGUACCCUAAAAAUAUGUUAGCCACUAAAAUCAAAGAAAGUAAUAAUUUCGAUAAUUAAAAUUAUUUUUACUGUGAUAAUUGUGAGAUACUUUUAUUUUGCGCCAGGGCUAGUUUUUUUUUGCAUGGGAUUUGGUAAAUCUCCUUUGUUUUUGACAUCCUAGUGUGAGCUCAUUUACACGCUUUAGUGGAAGGGAAGGAGAAUAUCAAUAAUGUCUGAAUGGCAUGGCUAAUAUUGCACCUAAGACAAACAAUGCAAAACAAAGUAGUUAUUUAGAGUUAAACCUAUUUUUUAUUUAUUGAUUUCGAAUACACUAACGUAAUAUAGUUGUUUGAAGA
This is a messenger RNA of Maniola jurtina (meadow brown), 3458 nucleotides long. RefSeq names its product prolyl 3-hydroxylase sudestada1 (gene sud1). Lineage: Eukaryota; Metazoa; Arthropoda; Insecta; Lepidoptera; Nymphalidae. Gene Ontology annotation, biological process: peptidyl-proline hydroxylation; regulation of translational termination. Gene Ontology annotation, molecular function: iron ion binding; L-ascorbic acid binding; peptidyl-proline dioxygenase activity. The transcript has 9 exons. Gene Ontology annotation, cellular component: cytoplasm. The record is from RefSeq and is a predicted model, not a curated record. The coding region runs from base 102 to 1982 and encodes 626 amino acids.